Malaclemys terrapin pileata is the source of this 2236-nucleotide messenger RNA. It is a transcript of the gene CAMK1G, whose product is annotated as calcium/calmodulin dependent protein kinase IG. Gene Ontology annotation, cellular component: intracellular anatomical structure. The coding region runs from base 115 to 1536 and encodes 473 amino acids. Lineage: Eukaryota; Metazoa; Chordata; Testudines; Emydidae. The record is from RefSeq and is a predicted model, not a curated record. Gene Ontology annotation, biological process: peptidyl-serine phosphorylation. Gene Ontology annotation, molecular function: calcium/calmodulin-dependent protein kinase activity; calmodulin binding; ATP binding. The transcript is spliced from 13 exons.
CUAGCACCAGACCAGUCUCUAAUCCCCGCAGACCUGUAGGAGUGGAACAGGAGUCAGAACAGGAGCUGCUUCAUCUGUGAUCAUUUGGAAUUCCCCGCUUCAGCUCUGGAGAAAAUGGGCCGCAAGGAAGUGGAUGACACCCGUUCCUGGAAGAAACCGACCAACAACAUCCGAAAAACAUUUAUCUUCAUGGAGGCACUAGGAUCAGGUGCUUUUUCAGAAGUUUUCCUAGUGAAGCAAAGGACCACUGGGAAGCUCUUUGCUCUAAAGUGCAUCAAAAAGUCCCCUGUCAUCCAGGACAGCAGCCUGGAGAAUGAAAUCGCAGUGCUGAAGAAAAUAAAGCAUGAAAACAUUGUGACCCUGGAAGACAUUUACGAAAGUGCAACCCACUUUUACCUGGUCAUGCAGCUGGUGUCUGGCGGGGAAUUAUUUGACCGAAUUUUGGAACGAGGAGUUUAUACUGAGAAAGAUGCAAGUGUAGUGAUCCGACAGGUCCUGGCAGCAGUGAAAUAUCUCCAUGAGAAUGGAAUAGUUCACCGAGAUUUAAAGCCUGAAAAUCUGCUUUACCUGACUCCUGAAGAAAACUCCAAAAUCAUGAUCACAGACUUCGGCUUGUCUAAAAUGGAGCAGAAUGGCAUCAUGUCCACCGCUUGUGGGACUCCAGGAUAUGUUGCUCCAGAGGUCCUAGCACAGAAGCCAUAUAGCAAAGCUGUAGAUUGCUGGUCUAUAGGAGUCAUUACCUAUAUCUUGCUGUGUGGAUACCCUCCCUUCUACGAAGAGACAGAAUCCAAACUGUUUGAAAAGAUUAAAGAAGGCUACUAUGAGUUUGAGUCUCCAUUUUGGGAUGAUAUCUCUGAGUCAGCCAAGGAUUUCAUCGCUCACUUACUGGAGAAGGAUCCAAAUGAGAGGUUCACCUGUGAGAGAGCCCUGAGGCACCCCUGGAUUGAUGGAAAUACAGCCCUUCACCGGGACAUAUACCCAUCUGUCAGUGCUCAGAUCCAGAAAAACUUUGCAAAGAGCAAAUGGAGGCAAGCCUUCAAUGCUGCAGCUGUUGUGCGUCACAUGAAGAAACUUCACAUGAACUGCCAUGCACAGGCUGACACGGGCCUCCCUGUCAUACAAGUGUCAGAAGUAUCCAGACUCAACAGCCCUAUGGUCACCAGCCAAGAGGUACCCACUCAAGACAAGAAGAUGCUAAUCCCCAUGUUAGCAUGUCAAAUUCCUCCCAGCCAGCUUGACCAAAACACCCGGAUGACACAGAGCAAGUCACUAGAUCACUUGGUUAAUGGGUCACUCCCAGUCGACAAGUGCUUGAUCCUGCCGGACAAUCAGAGCCCUCCAACUCUAACUUCUUGCGGUUGCAGUUCAGCCUCUGAGGGGCAUGAGAAGGUGAAGACCAUCUUCUGUUCGGAGUCAGCGCUACUUAAAAAAGCUGCCAAAAACCAUCACUUCAAAUCAGAGGUUAUCGUACCCAUGAAAACCAAUAACAAUUCAUACCGUGGCACUGGGCAAACUGGUGUGUGUUUGGUCAUGUGAUUGGCAAGUCAUCCAUUUGAGCCAACACAUCUUUAACGAAGGGCUGAUUUACUCAUUUCUGCGCUUCACAGCCAGACAGCAAUAGCACAAGCAAGAGGAGAGGAGACUAAAUCCUGGCAGAAGCAGAUGGAGAGCCAUUUUCUCAAAGGAGAGUGGCCAUUUGUUGGAGAGCUGCACACUUUUUACUCUUAAGUAAUCCUUCAGAGCAACAACCUUGAAGAGUAUCUGGCUCACUAGAACAUGGAGCAGUUGCUUUAGAGAAGGGAGGUGUAUGGGCACAAGGCUUCUGCUAGCACCUUCCAUGUAUAUGACACAUACAUCAUUGCACAAGGCUGUAUCUUGGUUCUUAAUAUAUAUUGUGGAGUUGUUCAAUGUGUAACAAAUGUACUGCACAGUAUAAUUCUUUUAAAGCAAAGCCAUAUGGUGUUUAUUUAGUCACAGGCAUCCCAGCAGUUUUUACAGUCUAUACCUCUCUGUUAAGACUUCAACAGGCUGGAGCUCAGAUGUAAGAAGUCGUCCAGUAACAAUGGCCUGUCUUGGGUGUGCAGUUUUCCUUUUAAGCUGUGAAAGGAGAGAGCCUGCUACCAUCCUCCACAUGCCUGAUGAUAAUCAAAGUGAGGUCUGAAUUCCCUGUUUCCAAGUCUGUAAUUGUGUAAUAAACACUGUGCUUAAUAAAGCUGACUUUUAUUUUGUAAAGUGA